AUGCAAUGUGCUGGUCUGCUCCUCAUCCUUAUCGGAGUAUUUUCAAAAGCCGCAGCCUUUCUCGCCAUGAUUCCUGAAGCUAUCAUCGGAGGUGUGCUCGCUGCUGGAAUGAGUAUGAUAUGUGGAGUUGCAUUUGCUAAUCUCCAAACUGUGGAUCUCCGUCUCUCUAGAAAUCUUACCAUCGUUGGAUUGUCUAUCGUUCUCGGAUGCACAAUCCCCGUUCAUUUCGAAAAACACGGAUUCCAUACCGGUCAUAAAACAAUGGAUGAUGUACUGGGAACACUCUUAAAAAUGAGAAUGCUCGUUGGUGGAUUGAUUGCUUUUUGUCUAGAUGUUAUGGCUCGUGGAGCGACGAGAAAACAAAGAGGAUUGGAGGGAAGAAUGGAACGAGAAGCUGUGGCGGUGGAGAGGGAUGGAUUCGCUUUUUCGUCGUGGGCGAAUCAGACGAUUCUGAAGAUUCCAUCGAUUACUAGGUUGCCAGUGGUGCCGUCGGAGAAGAAGAUAAGAAGAGUGGAGGAAAUGAGAGCAAAAAGAGUGAAGGAGAAUGUGUUAGAAGAUAAAUUUUGA
Caenorhabditis remanei is the source of this 567-nucleotide messenger RNA. RefSeq lists its product as uncharacterized. Gene Ontology annotation, molecular function: transmembrane transporter activity. Lineage: Eukaryota; Metazoa; Nematoda; Chromadorea; Rhabditida; Rhabditidae. Gene Ontology annotation, cellular component: membrane. Gene Ontology annotation, biological process: transmembrane transport. The coding region runs from base 1 to 567 and encodes 188 amino acids. The record is from RefSeq and is a predicted model, not a curated record. The transcript has a single exon.